Cercospora beticola is the source of this 552-nucleotide messenger RNA. RefSeq lists its product as uncharacterized. NCBI's taxonomy places the organism in Eukaryota, Fungi, Ascomycota, Dothideomycetes, Mycosphaerellales, Mycosphaerellaceae. The record is from RefSeq and is a predicted model, not a curated record.
AUGCAACUUCUAUCAGUACUCGUCGUCAUCCCUUUCGUCUACGGAUACACGACUACACCAACAGCCACAGAACCUUGCCUAUCAGAACCCGAGGCCGCCAACAUCGCACGACGCUGGUUCUCGAUUUUCCAGACCGAUUCUCAGGGCAAUGGAACUGGCGCAGCACUCGUUGAUGUCACUCUAGCCCCCGAAUUUGAAUACACCGACGAAGGAGCCACAUUUGGAGAUCCCACUCCGCUGUACACCAAUCGCAGUGCAGUAUACGACUCUGUUUCCAGUUCAGGAUACAGCGGUGCAUUGGUUACGGAUGUUCAGUAUGAUGUAUUAUACGUCUUCUCCAGCUGCUCGGUCAUCGGGACCAGAUGGCAGGGGAACUCCAAGAGUGCCGAAGCGGACAAUGUGACCGUACCAGUUGGAACCACUAUUCGAUAUUUGGGAACUGAUUACUUGCAAGUGGACCUUGCCACUCGAUUGAUAUACAACGCUACUUCGUCGUCGGAUCUCUUGAAUUACUACAAGCAGUUGGGGGACUCUGGUGUGCUGGCAGGCUAG